AGGGUAUUUUUUUGCCAUUAGGUCAUGCAGCAGCGUUGGCUUGAUUAUGUCUUAGUAUAAAACAUUACAUCAGUUGAAGAUGACAUGAAAGGAGCCAAAGAAGCCAGUGUGAGAAGCAAACCAAAACCUGUACAUCCUGUCACUCUUUGAUUGAUAAAGCUGCUUUAGAAGGCCUUGGCAGACAUUGAAAGAUAAGAGAUUAGAGGAGCUUGGAGCAUCCUUGUUGCAAAAGAGAUCAAGUACUAAAAGUGGUGAGCAUGGUUAAAAUAGGAAGGAAUUAGGAGGUGGUCUAUAAAAGGAUCACACCCUCCACAGGCUCAGCAUGGCACCACAUGGAGCUGUGUUCAGACACAGGAGGGGUUUGGUGUUAUCCUCUGAGGGGCCUCUGGGCAUGGAAUUCCAGAGAAUUUUGCUGCCAGUCUUUUACCAACCUGUGGUAUUUUGCUUAAAUUUCACACCAAUUUCUCGGUGGAUUUGUUUUGUAUUGUUUUGUUCUGUUUUCCUUCUUUAUUUGUUAGUUCCCCUGGUAGUCCUUGGAAUUCUCACUGGGAUCAUCAUGAGAUGGAAAGACAAUAAAACCCACUCUUUCAAUAUGCAUUUACGAAAGCAGGAGACAAAUGGAAGGGAUCCACGGAUGCACCCAAAGAUAACAGCUGAUGGGAAGCAGCCUGUGCCAUGGCAUUCCUAUUUUUGCCACACGACGGGUUGCCACGUGUGUCCCACGUGCGAGGAGCGGCUGCACGCUGCCCCGUCCCCCCGCAGCGAGCCUGCGCACCACGGCUGUGCCGCCUGCCAGCACUGGCUGAGCUCCCAGCCCGCAGCACCGCGAAUGUACUCGGUCACCAGCAUCGGCGAUGGGGAGAGCCAGAGCCCGGCAGGCACGAGCUCUCCUGCCAAAGCUGCGGAUGUGUGGAGAGGUGGCAGCACAGGAGAAGCUGUUCCAGAGCACAGCAAGGCAGAGCAGCCCAUAGACCAUGAAAGCAGCCACCAUGUCUGUCCCAUCUGUGAGAGCUGGAUGCGCGCCCACCUUGGCCAGUGUGAUAACGACCCCCUAGUGCCUGCGGAGCAGCCCCGACAGCAGGAUGAGGGCCCACAGGGUCCCAUCUGCCCGCCCUGCGCCGACCGGCUGCACCUCUCCCUUGUGCACAGCGACACUUGGAGCUGCUCCGUGUGUCCCCUGGCCAGAGAGGGGACCCUGGCUCACCUCGUCCCCCCCGGCACCCCCAGCUGCCACGGCUGCCCCAUCUGCGCAGCACCCACCCAUGCGCACUUCUGCCAGGCACCCCACGGGUAAUUGCUGGUGGCUGUAGCACCCUGAGCGGCACAAAGCUGGCUGGAGGGAGGGGAGAGUUGCUACACUAACUCCUGACACUGUCAGGAUGAAGUUCUAAGUGCAGUAAAGGUGACCUGAAGUCAAGUGUGUGACUUCACCAUGAAGAAUUCCUUUGUGGAGAAGCAGGAAAAUCAAACAUCCUGACGAAUCCAGUGCCAUGUUGGUUUAGUAACUACUUUUUUGUUUGCUUUAGUAUGGAAAAAAACCCCUAUUUUUACAGCUUUUAAAAUAAGGCUUGAAAAAUCCAGUUUCUUUCCACUAGGAAAAUAAUUUCAUAGCAAACACUCUCAUUACACAAUCUUGCAAGAUUUCAUUGUAUUUUUUAACCAGUUUUUUACUGAUUUUUCUUCACUAGUGUGCAGAUACGAGUGUGAAAUGGCUGUAUUUACAGUAAAACUGUUCUGUAAAUAAAGGAAUAUCUAUAAUGUUUUAUAUCUAAUAUAAAAGAAGCAAUACUGGUAUCCUGAGGGUUGGGGUUUUUUCCAUAUUGACUAAUCAAACCUUCUCACAGAGCGCUUUAAAGGCUUUUGCAGUCUCAUUCUUUGCCAGAUGGAAUCAGGUAAUUGCUGCUGUUGUGGUGCAGUGUUGUCCUAGUGCCUGGCCCUUCCUAGGAACAAGGCGUUGCUGCUGGAGCAGGGCCUGUUUCCAGCCUUAUAUUGGGCAAUGUCAGGGAAGGGGAGUGCUCCUCUCCGGGUACUACCUUCCCUCAUCCCACCCGGAGUAUUCCCACACCCAAAACACCAGGCGGAAGCUCCAGUGACGGGCUCAAGGAUUAAACUAUCUGCUCGUU
This is a messenger RNA of Strigops habroptila (Kakapo), 2123 nucleotides long. RefSeq lists its product as uncharacterized. The transcript is spliced from 7 exons. Bases 323 to 1294 code for a protein of 323 amino acids. NCBI's taxonomy places the organism in Eukaryota, Metazoa, Chordata, Aves, Psittaciformes, Psittacidae. The record is from RefSeq and is a predicted model, not a curated record.